Ilex paraguariensis (yerba mate) is the source of this 429-nucleotide messenger RNA. Lineage: Eukaryota; Viridiplantae; Streptophyta; Magnoliopsida; Aquifoliales; Aquifoliaceae. The record is from the annotation of a GenBank genome assembly.
AUGAUUGAUAUGCUUGUUGGAUGUGGGUACAAGAAAGGAACCACAUUGUUUGGAUAUGGCUAUGAUUUCCGGCAAAGCAAUAGAAUUGACAAGGCGCUGAAUGGCCUUAAAGAAAAGUUGGAGAUUGCCUAUAAAGCUUCGGGGGGAAGAAAAGUCAAUAUAAUUUCACACUCAAUGGGUGGAUUGCUACUGUCAUGUUUCAUGUCACUCCAUAACGAUGUGUUUGCUGAGUACGUGAAUAAGUGGAUUAGCAUUGCGUGCCCUUUUCAAGGAGUCAGAAUGCAGGGGUGUUCUGCUGGCGGAAUAAUGAACAGAAAAAGAGUUGUUCACUUCCAUUUUGGGAAAAAGACCAGAAAACUAAAUGUUACAAGGCAUCCAGUGAUGCUUUAUGGUGCUUACACGGAGACCUUGCAGCAUGAUUGGUGUUAA